AUGGCCGGCGAAAGCUCACCAAGACGAUUGUCGCAGAUCUUCGACCCACUGAUGAGUCUGAGCGAACUGCAGGCCCAGAUUCAGCAGCAACAGCACCAGCUGGCCCAUCUGAAGUAUGCCGGUAGCGUUGGUGUGGGUGGUUGCCCUACACCACCCUCGCUGGCCCCCUCAUCCUCCACACAAACGUUCUCCUCUGGGUCGGGAACACUGCAGCACCAUCACACUGGAGGUGGCGCAAGUGGCCACUCGAAUGGUGGCACCGGAAGUUACUACCACACGGCCGCAUCGUCCUCGACGUCCUUGUCGUCGGUGUCGAACCAAAGCACGAAGCUUAGCUCGAGCAGCAGCACCGGGAGUUACAUUGGCAGUGGAACGCUCGGUUCCGGGGGCAGUGGAAGCACGGGGGGUGGUGGUGGUGGGGGUGGAGGACCCAGUGGAGGAGUUAUUCCGGUGGGGCCGGGAGCAGGACUGCCCAUACCACCACCGCACGUGCUAGGGAGGAUAAUGAUGGGCUCACGAUCGACACCCAACAGCCCACGGUUGAUGAGCCGUCGUAAUGGGGGUGGUGCGGGUGGUGCGAAGCCACCUCCCAUCCCCCAGAAACCGUCCGCGGCUUACAUCGCGAAUCCUUCGCUCGUGGCGCUCGAUUGCGAUGCACCGUGGCCUCCGUUUAGCAGCCUCGGGCAUGAUUCGCUCUCGAUGCUCGAUGCUCACCAGGGUGUGGGUGGUGGUGGGAUUGGAGGCGGGGGUGGGUUCCUUCAUCAUCAACCGGAGAUCAACUGGCAGGAGCGUUGUUUGGAGUUGCAGCUGGAGUUGCACCGGUCCCGGAACCAGGCUGGACGUGUGCGGGACAUGCUGCGGGAAAAGCUCUCCGAACUGGAGCAGCGCGUCAUUGAAGCAGAAGAACGCGCCGAAGAAGCCGAAGAUAAGGUGCGGGCCAUGGAGCAACGACUGUGUGACUGGCCCAAGUCGCAGAACUUAACCGGGCCGUCACCCUCACCGAGCAGCAAUCCGGCCGCAGCAACAGGAUCGCAGCAGUCGAUCGCGGCAACAGGAGCAGUCCCAGGACCAGGGCACGGUAUCACCGAUCCGCCCAAGGGUACCGAUCCGGUGAAGAUCAGUCAGCUCGAGUCGGCCAUCGAGGAGCAGAAGCAGUUGCGCCUGCAAGACGCCCGUCAGGUCGGCGCAAAAGCCGCCAAGAUCAAGGAGUGGGUCACGAACAAGCUGCGCGAGCUCGAGGAGCAGAAUCAGCUGCUGCGCGAGCAAAACAUCAAGUGCAACCAGCAGUUGGAACUGCUGCGGAACCACAUUGCAACGCAGAGCACUCGCCACAGCAGUGUCGCUCCGACGCAACCUGUCCGGAAUAGUCUGAGUCUGGACGUGCAGGACGUGAAGCGACGCAGUGGUCGACGGCGCAGUGAAUCCCUCGAUCCGCCCGAGCACCGGUCUCUUCACGCCGGUAGCUCCGGUUCCGGCUCGCACCAUCACCCGCAUCAUCACCAUCAUCAUCAUCAUCAUCACCGGCGUAACCUUUCGAUGGAACCGCAAGAGCUGGCUCGGGAUCUGGCCGCGGCCGUUGACGGACUGAACCUGCUGCCGUUGGGAAGCCAGCAGUCGCAUCAGGCAGUGGCUCAACCGCAGACUUCGGUUCAUCACCAGCAUCACCAUUCACCGGCACCGCAUCAUCAACAUCCGGCUCCACCACCACCGGGAGUUGUCGGGGCCAGUCCCAACUCGGAUGUGGAUGCGGUGCACGAUUACGCGGAGAUUUACACACCAUCCCGGGAAAAGGCUCCCGUCUGGUUGAAAGGCUUACCGAGUGGAGGAUCCAGCACGACCACGUCAGAUUCGGUGGCUGAUUUAGGUACGCCACGGCCACCAACACCACCACUGCAUCGGUUCCCGAGCUGGGAAGCAAAGAUCUACCAGGUCGCGAACGAUGGACUGGCUGAGACUGGUGGAGGUAGUAACGGAGCCGGGGAGGAAACCGAAUCCCAGGAUCAAGAGUCCGGUUCCGGAGGAGGCAACACCCGCUCUCAGACCGUCUCCGGGGGUUACUGUGAUAUCAGCGUGCCGGUGUACGCCACCGUUAAAGGGCGCGCUUCCCAAAUCCGCUCGAUGCCGUUUACCGGUGAUUCCAGCGAUGACAGCAGCGAUGGUGAAGAUGGCCACGGUGCGAUGUUGACGUGCGCCACGUCGACACACAACUCGCACAACUCCACCAGCACGGACAACACGGAGACGAGCACGUCCGGUAGUGCCUCUAGUCCCUCGAAGAGCCUCAAAACCUCAUCUAGUCUCAGCCCAGCCAAACGUUCCGGUUCGGAAAGUCCCAAGAAUAAGGGUCGAGUAAUUUCCGAACUGUCGUUUGAAUCAGGCCUCUCGGAUGACUACGCCAUCCCUCCGGAUGCGGUCUCAACCGUCGACACGACGUGCAUGGACGCGUCGAUGCCGUCGCUGCUGAUGCGCACAUCGUACGCAGACUCACCGAACAAAAAGAUGGAAACCCUCGAGAAGGUGGGCCACCUGGCGAAGUUGGGUGGUAAGCUGAAGACCUGGCGCAAGCGCUGGUUCGUCCUGAAGAACGGCACGCUAACGUACUGGAAGAGCCAGCACGAUGUCAACCGGAAGCCACAGGGUCAGAUCGCGUUGGACGAGGCGUGUCGCAUCAACCGAGCCGAUGGAGCGUCCACUUUCGAGAUCGACACCGGUAAGAAGGUGUACUAUCUGACGGCUGACUCGAACGCGACCAUGGACGACUGGAUACGUGUGCUGCAGAACGUGCAACGAAGAAACGCAACGAAGCUGCUUCUGAGUCGGGACGAUCAGAAACCCACCGUUCAAGGUUGGGUGACGAAAGUGAAGAACGGCCACGCUAAGAAGUGCUGGUGUGUGCUGCUGGGCAAGAUGUUCCUGUACUUCAAGGCGCCCGGCGAGACGAACCCGCUUGGACAGAUCAACAUGCGAGACGCCCGCGUAGAGGAAGUGGAACACGUGUCCGACUCGGACUCGGAGGAACGCGAAGAUCCUGCGCAAAGCCAAGCCCGCCUUACUGUGGCCAUCUAUCCUCAGCAACAGGGAGUGGGCCCAACAUACUUGAUACUGCCCGGUAAGCAGGAACGCGACAACUGGCUCUAUCAUCUGACGGUCGUUUCCGGAGGUGGUCCCAACGCCGGCACACAGUACGAACAGUUGAUCCAGAAGCUGAUGGAAACCGAUGGUGAUCCAAACUGCGUGCUCUGGCGACAUCCAAUUUUGCUGCACACUAAGGACAACAUAACGUCCCCACUGACCUCGUUGCAUUCCGAAACGCUGCAGGCGGAAGCGAUCAAGCUGUUCAAGAGCUGCCAACUUUUCUUGUCUGUCGCGGUCAACCAGCCCGGCAUCGACUAUCACGUGGUGUUGGCACAAAACGCACUCCAGCAGUGCCUGGACAUGCCCGAGCUUCAGUCGGAGCUGAUCUGCGCGUUGAUCAAGCAAACGUCCCGCCAUACCGGCCAGAAGCUGGGUGUAGGUGUCCAGGUAAACAAGAAACUGGCCAAACCCGCUCGUCAACUACUGCUUUGCGCAACCCAGAGUUUGUUCACUUGCGAUACGCAGCAGGGCAGCGUUGCCCAAGCGAAUGGGAGCUCACCCACUUCCAUUCAGGCCCCAACCGUUCCUCCAAUCGAUUGCAAAUCGAAUCCACCGACCUACACCUUCAUACAGGGCUGGCAACUGCUGGCGUUAGCCGUAUCGCUGUUCGUUCCCAAAAACAGCCGGCUUCUCUGGUAUUUAAAGUUGCAUCUCUCGCGGAACGCCGACUCGAAAACGGAGUGUGGCAAGUAUGCGGCGUACUGUGAGCGAGCCCUCGAACGCACGAUGCAAAAUAGUGGCCGCGAAACGAAGCCCUCACGCAUGGAGGUACUGUCGAUCCUGCUGAAAAAUCCGUACCAUCACUCGCUGCCACACGCCAUUCCAGUGCACAUGAUGAACACCACCUACCAGGUGGUGUCGUUUGAUGGUUCAACUACGAUCGAGGAGUUUCACUGCACACUGGCACAGGAAAUCGGCUGCCGUGACUCAACGAACGGUUUCACGCUGUUCAGUGAUGAUCCGAUCGAAAAGGACCUCGAGCACUAUCUGGAUCCCCAGGCAAAGCUGUGUGAUGUAAUCUCGAAAUGGGAAACGGCGCUCAGAGAGAAGGGUUCCGGCAAAUUCGAAAAUUCUCGCGUCAUCCAGCUGACGUACAAGAACCGACUCUACUGGAAGCAUGCCGCCAAGCUGGAAACAGAAAAGGAACGGCUGCUGUUGUGCUACCAAGUUAACCUGCAAGUGGUACAAGGACGAUUCCCGUUAUCGCGUGAUCUAGCGCUGGAGCUGGCCUCGCUCAUGGCACAGAUCGACAUGGGCGAUUACUCGUCGGACAAGUCGAAAACCAACUCCCUGCAAGCGCUAGACAAAUUCUAUCCCUACCGCUAUAGGGACGCGCUGAACCAGGAAGGUUUGAAGGAGUUGCAAGACCUGCUCUCCGUCAAGUGGUCACUCUUGCGCAGUCGUUCGGUACUGGAUUGCGUGCGUAUCUAUCUGACGUGUGCUCGCAAGUGGCCCUUCUUCGGGGCUGCUCUGUUCCAGGCGAAACCACGCCACUCUGAUCAGGCAAUGGCAUGGCUGGCCGUUUCGGAGGAUGCCCUCAGCGUGCUCGAACUUUCAUCAAUGGCCACGAUCGCGCGCUAUCCGUACAGCUCGGUGAUGACGUUUGGCGGGUGCCAGGACGAUUUCAUGUUGGUCGUCAGCGCCGAGGACACGCUCCAGUCGGUGAACAACGAGCAGAAGCUGCUUUUCGCAAUGAGCAAACCGAAGAUACUGGAAAUCACUCUCCUGAUAGCGGACUACAUGAAUGCGCUCGGGCACACACUGCCUGGCACACCACAAAUGAACACUCUGACGCGCAACGGAAGCCACCGAAGCAUACGAUCCCGCGCACUGCCCGGCUCACUGACCGGAACGCCCGCCCACAACACGCUAAACUCCCACGCCACCCACGCCAACAACACGCUAACCUCCCACUCGCACACACUUAACUCCCACGUCAGCCAUACGCUCAGCUCCCACGGCCAGCCGGACAUCCUGAAAAGCACACCGGACCACCAGCGGCUCAAGUGA
Messenger RNA from Anopheles nili, 5145 nucleotides. RefSeq lists its product as uncharacterized. Gene Ontology annotation, cellular component: cytoskeleton. The transcript has 16 exons. NCBI's taxonomy places the organism in Eukaryota, Metazoa, Arthropoda, Insecta, Diptera, Culicidae. The coding region runs from base 1 to 5145 and encodes 1714 amino acids. The record is from RefSeq and is a predicted model, not a curated record.